This is a messenger RNA of Topomyia yanbarensis, 2347 nucleotides long. RefSeq names its product ionotropic receptor 75a-like. The coding region runs from base 724 to 2220 and encodes 498 amino acids. The transcript has 9 exons. Lineage: Eukaryota; Metazoa; Arthropoda; Insecta; Diptera; Culicidae. The record is from RefSeq and is a predicted model, not a curated record.
UAGGUUAAAUAGCAUUGGGUCAAAUAGCAUUCGGCGAAAUAACUUUCUACCAAAUGACCGGACACUCUUAUAUCCCGUAUAAUGAAGUCCUUUUAACGAACCAAUUUCGUAUUCAAUCAAGAAAGGACAAGGUUGAAAAUCCCUGAUGUAAAUGUUACUAUAUAAAGAAACCCUGAAAACAAUUCAACGAAGGCUGCACGAUGUUUCUAAUUCAGUUAGUACUCUUAGCAAAGAUGUUAUACUCAAUCGAAACCGUUGACAUUGAUGCAGUGGUAGAUUUCCUGAAAAUGAAAUAUUCUAAAAGUGUCGUAUUUUUUCUAUGUGAUAUCAACGAAAGUAUGAAUUGAUAUUUGAAAAUAGCAGAAAGAUAAAAAAUAUGUUCCAAUUGCAGUGUCUAGAAUAUACACGAAGAUAAAUCAUGAAAAUGUGUCUGUUAGAGUGGUGCAAAUCAAUAAAGGAUCCGUAAUAUUUCCACCUAACAUACUACCUUAUUCGAGUUACAGCAGAACAACAUGCGUUUUCGAUUACAGCUGUGAUGAAUCGUUAUCGAUAUUGCAAAAUGUAAACCAUGUAACAACUCGGUCAAAUUCGUAUAUAAUUGCAGUGUUUUGGCAGUUUUCAGAUCUACACUACUUUAACAUAACUUACAACUGGCUAUUCCUGGCUGAGAACGACACAACAGUGGAUGCAAAUAUCGUUCUCUGGAAGUUAAAAUCUAUUCAAAUGAACACAGAUCUCACUAUACUGGAAAAUGUUUCAAAUUCCACCGAGAAGAGUUAUGCUUUGGUCGAUGUCUACGCGAAGGGUCGACACUUGUGCAAGGAUAUUUACCAGCACAAGUAUGGGGUGUGGAGUAGUAGCAAAGGAAUUACAAUGGUACCUGGUUAUAGCAGGUACUACGUGAGAUAUAAUUUCGAUGGGCUUCAAUUGCGUGGAGUGAUAGUGAUUGACAGAGACAAUGUCACUUCAAAGGACGUUGAUAGUAUACUAGAAGCUCCAGGUAGUAUACAAGGGGUAGUGCUAUUUGUGAAAUAUCAUUAUGCGUUGUUGUGUAUACUACGUGAUUAUCACAAUUUCAGGAUUAAAUAUCGUGUUGCUAGGGGCUGGGCAGGAAGACUGAAAUCUGGCUAUCGACUAGGUUUACUAGGAAUUUUAGCACGAAACGAAGCAGAUGUAGCAGCAACGGCCGUAUUCCAGCGAACAAAUCGUCAUGCCGAAUUCGAUGUUAUUCAUCUAAGUUGGGAAUUUUCGGCAGGCUUUAUUUACCGCAUGACACCCCAGCUAAGUGAUGCAUCCGGUGGGGGUAACUUUUUCAUUCCUUUCGAUGACAACGUUUGGAUUGCAUCUGCUGUUACGAUACUAGUUUUAAUUAUCGUUUUGAAGCUUAGUAGUUUAAUAUUUUCCAGAAUAUUUCGCAGCGAUCCGCUUAUUUCAGUAGUAACUUACUUCCUGGACGCCGUGGCCUGCAUAGCUCAACAGGGUCUAUCAAGUGAAGUAUCUCAUAGAAUACCGAUCAGAGUCAUUUUACUCUCGUUGCUUGCUUUAAAUCUGGUUCUGUACAACUACUACACCUCAGCAGUGGUUGGAGGAUUACUCAGUUCUCCUGGUAAAGGUCCACAAACCAUAAAAGAAAUCAUUGAAAGUCCACUGACGCUAUCGUUUCUAGAUAUUGGGUAUCACAAAAUCCUGUUUCGCGAAACCAAAAAACCCAUAAUCCAAGAGCUGUACCAGAAGAAGUUGCAGCCGUCGCGUGUAGGUCUCAAUACCAUUCCAGUAUACACAGAUGUAUCAACGGCAGUACCAUACCUGAAGAAAGGAGGAUAUGCGUUUCAUUGUGAAAUGACAGAGGCGUUCGAGACUAUUGCGGAUCAGUUUGAUGCUAUUGAAAUUUGCGAAUUGAGAACGGCUGCUGGAUUAUUUGCUGACCUUAACUUGUUGAGCUUCGUGGUUCCAAAAAGAAGUAUGUACACGGAAUUAUUUAAAAUAACAAUGAUGAGAGCACAAGAGGUCGGCCUGGUGAAAAAAAAAUUGAAAACGUUCAAAAUCGAAAAACCUAUCUGUCAAGCUGGAAGCCGAGUUAAUCCAGUAGAACUGUCAGGAGUUUUAUUGGCGUUUGCUAUUUUGUUCGGUGGGAUAAUUUUAGCCAUCAUUUUGCUAUUGAUGGAAAGGAUCUCUUGUAAGCGGAAAGCUAAUAAAGAAAUUCAUUUCUAUAUCAAUUGAACGAUUUUCCGCAAUUCGCGGUUUUUAACAAGAUGUGAGACAGUUUUUAAACAUAGAGAUUUCGAUUAAGGAUGAGCAGUGCAGUAAAAAAAUGCACAAUCCUAUUGCUCUUUAUAAGUAUUAAAUA